This is a messenger RNA of Trichosurus vulpecula (common brushtail), 1668 nucleotides long. RefSeq names its product nudix hydrolase 6 (gene NUDT6). The transcript has 5 exons. The coding region runs from base 39 to 1022 and encodes 327 amino acids. The record is from RefSeq and is a predicted model, not a curated record. NCBI's taxonomy places the organism in Eukaryota, Metazoa, Chordata, Mammalia, Diprotodontia, Phalangeridae. Gene Ontology annotation, molecular function: NADH pyrophosphatase activity; NAD binding; ADP-ribose diphosphatase activity.
UCCGGUGCACCCGGGGGCCUCCGGCAGCAGCGGACGGGAUGGGGCCGGGGCUGAUAGGGUGGAAGCGGCGGCCGCUGCUACAAUUGCAGCUUCAGCGGGGGCUGUUACUCUGGAGUCGGCGGCGGCCGUUGCUACAGUUGCAGCAGCUGCAGUUGCGGGCGGCCUCCCGCGCGCUGUCCAGCAGCCUCAGCCCCGGCCCCGGCGGCCUGCGGGGCGAGGUCGACCGCUUCGGAGGCGUUACAGUGCGCUUGGGCCAGCUGCGGCCUGCGGACAGCGUGGAUCCGGCCACCUUCCGGACGUGGCUCCAGGCCUCAAUCCAGCAAUGGCAAGCAGAGGGCAGAAUAGCCAUCUGGCUGCAUGUCCCCAUCUUACAAAGCCAGUUUAUAAGCCCAGCGGCUUCCCUGGGCCUUCGUUUUCACCACGCAGAGUCUGAUGCAUCCCUGAUGACCCUGUGGCUCGGGGAAGGACCCAGCCGCUUGCCAGGCUAUGCCACCCACCAAGUAGGAGUUGCAGGUGCUGUAUUGGAUGAAAACACUGGAAAAGUACUGGUUGUACAAGAUCGAAAUAAAAUGAAAAAUGCAUGGAAGUUUCCAGGAGGUUUGUCAGAGCCUGGAGAGGAUAUUGGAGACACGGCUAUUCGAGAGGUUUUGGAAGAGACUGGCAUCAAGUCAGAAUUCAAAGCCCUCCUAAGUGUCAGGCAGCAACACGGGGCCCCCAACGCAUUCGGGAAGUCUGAUAUGUAUAUUGUCUGCCGCCUAAAGCCGCUUUCCUUCCACAUUAGCUUCUGUCCACACGAGUGCCUGAAGUGUGAGUGGAUGAAUCUCACAGACCUCGUGAAAACAGACAACACAACUCCCAUCACCCGCAGAGUCGCAAAUUUGCUGCUCUACGGGCACAGGGAAGGGUUUGAGAAGAUUGACAUCACCAUGCGGGAGCUCCCCUCUGUCUACACAGGCCUGUUCUACAAACUCUAUCACAGGGAGUUGCCAGAGCUCUAUGAAAAUACAUCUAGAAUGGAUUAAAAUUCACAUUUACAUCCUUUAAUAAUUUAAAAAGAGAUUAUGGGGUAAGAUAAAUGAAUAAUAGACUUUGGAGGAAUGAUCAUUAGACCUGUCUUUUCUACAUUAUUUCUUUAAGGAUAAAUGUGUUUAAAAAUGUGCACAUCUUUAAAAGUUUCUUUUACCAAGGCAGCCAGAAUCAGGAGAAGAGGGGUGUUUCCUUCCCGGUUAGGCUCACCAUGCGUCACAAUGGACACAUCAGUCAUUUCGGGGAUGUUCAGGGUUGUUGUUGUUCCAUAUUGACACCAUGAUUUAACUUACCCCCGGGUAAAUAAAAGCUUACAGUUUGGCCACAGUCAUCCCAAAUGGGCAAACAUGCCCACGUUUCUGCCUUCAUUUUUCCAUCUUCUGCCUCCUUUUGGAAUGGAAGAAGAAACCGGGGCCCCGCGUCAAUCAACUCUUAGCAGACAUGGGGAGGAAAAGAAUGGCUUUCUGCCCCGGUCCGGUCUUGGAUCCAAGCUUGUACUGCCCAGUGCGUUUCAGUGCCACGUACCAAUUGGAAUAUUUCCUCGAGCGAUAAGUGUUGUAGUUGUUGGACUCCAGACGUUCAAAGAAGAAACACUCUUCGGUCACACAUUUCUGAAAAAAUAAAAUGAAACAAAAUGAUUCA